GUGUACGUGUGUACAGGAGGAGCAGGUGGCAGCAAUCGCGCUGGAGCUUUAAGAGCCGAGAGGUGGAGGCUGGAGAACGCAUUUCCCGUCGGAUACUUGGAUCAGCCGAAGAAGGAGGAUCGUUUUCAAGGGAGCUCUCGCGCAACCUGUGCACGUUCUCCUUCUUCGUCAGCAACAGCGACAGGGAAGACUGAAAAGGCCACGCGUCGAGGAUGAGGCAAGUGGUCGUGCUGGAGCCGGCUGGCAGCGUUCUGGUGAUCAGGCAGACUUCCCUAGGCGGCAACGUCACUACCGGCAACACCAAUUCCAAUGCUGGCUCCAAUAACGUUCACGAGACACAUGGGCUCGCCAAUCAUGCCGCCGUGUCCACGAUUGCCUCCAAUGAUCACAAUCAGAAUCGUAUCGUCGUCGUCCGCUCAUCCUCGUCGACCUGCAUGACCACCACGUGCGACAAGGUUCCACGGAAGACGUCCUGUCUGUUUCACCAGGCCGACAAUCACGUAUCAGCGAAUAGUAACGGGAACGUGAACGUGAACGCUAACCUGAACGGAAACGCCGGUGGUAUCGUUAGCAAAACAUCAUCGAAGGUCGGUGUCGGUACCAAGGUGAACGAGAGAAACGAUCAUCUCAGGAACGAUCACAAGAGCCAAGAUGGGAUCGGUACGGGCGAAUCGAACUCUGGAUGUCGUCCAAGGACGAGCAAGGAAGCAGCUCACGAGAACGUCUCCUUAGACAGGAAGCUCGAUGGCGCGGAUCCCAUCUCCGGUAAGUACUUCCGCCGUUACUUGCUUUUACCUUUGACGGACCAGCCGAUCCCGUCUGUGAAUUAUUUAUUCCUGCAUCGGGCCACUCCCGAACGGCGAGUUCAGAUCAUUUUCCUUAGAUGUUUAUACGUCGACGAGAGGAGACGACAUCGUGUAACGGUCUUCGCUAGCGAUGAGAUCAUGUUCGACGAUCGAGGUGCGGUAGAAGGAAAGAAAUUAAAUUUGUUUCGGAUUGCUUUGGGUGAAUUGCACAUAGAUUGGAAAGGGUUAUGGUACGGAGGUGUGGGUGUACCUUUUGUAUUUGUUAUUAGAGGGGAUAAUGACCGAUAUCUUCGAGGGUACAAUUUUGUUGAUUAUACUGUAGAAUUACAUUUCGUUUGUUAUAUACUAUAUUAAAUAUAAUAGGUGUAUUAUAUAAAAUAUAGUGGAUACAAGUUUAUUAUAUUUAUGUAAUAUUUGAAUACUAUCUUAUAAUUUAUACCGUAACGUAGAAUCGUGUUCGAUGCUGUAGAUCAUUGGAAUAGGAAUCGAGUACCUACUAUGCAGAGAUAGAAAGUUGGCUAGUGGGUCUGACUGG
Messenger RNA from Hylaeus anthracinus, 1341 nucleotides. RefSeq names its product homeobox protein prospero-like. The transcript has 2 exons. Lineage: Eukaryota; Metazoa; Arthropoda; Insecta; Hymenoptera; Colletidae. The coding region runs from base 213 to 1160 and encodes 315 amino acids. The record is from RefSeq and is a predicted model, not a curated record.